CCGCUUGUUGUCGCCCGGCGCCUGAGGAGCCGCGCAGCCGUCGCCGCCGCCUGAGGAGUCCCGGGGUUGUCGUGCGGUCGCUGCCGAGCCGGCGGCGCCAUGUCGAGGCGGGCGGAGGCCCGGUGGGCCGCGUCUAGGAGACGGCCGGCGGUGCCCGCUUACUGUUCCCCCCGGAGCCCGCUCCGCUCGACGGCGCCGCGGGACUGAGCGAGCCGCCGCCGCGGGGGCGCCAGCAGCCGGGGAGACGCGGGCUGUAGGAGUCUUGCAGCAGCUGUUGCACUGAAUCGUGCCAGAGCCAGAAGGGGAGACCAUGAAGCUACUGGAGAACUCAAGCUUUGAAGCAAUAAACUCUCAGCUGACAGUGGAGACGGGAGAUGCUCACAUCAUCGGCAGGAUCGAGAGUUACUCGUGCAAGAUGGCCGGGGAUGACAAGCACAUGUUCAAGCAGUUUUGCCAGGAGGGCCAGCCGCAUGUCCUUGAGGCCCUGUCGCCGCCUCAGACCACAGGGAUCAGCCCCAGCAGGCUCAGUAAGAGUCAGAGUGGGGAUGAGGAAGGGCCCCUGAGUGACAAGUGCAGCCGCAAGACCCUCUUCUAUCUGAUUGCAACGCUCAACGAGUCCUUCCGGCCUGACUACGACUUCAGUGCUGCCAAGAGCCACGAGUUCAGCAGGGAGCCGAGCCUCAACUGGGUGGUGAACGCCGUCAACUGUAGCCUCUUCUCAGCAGUCCGCGAGGACUUCAAUGCCCUGAAGCCUCACCUGUGGGACGCUGUGGACGAAGAGAUUUGCCUCUCUGAAUGCGACAUCUACAGCUACAACCCGGACCUGGACUCGGACCCGUUCGGGGAGGACGGCAGUCUCUGGUCCUUCAACUACUUCUUCUACAACAAGCGCCUGAAGAGGAUCGUCUUCUUCACCUGCCGUUCCAUCAGUGGAUACACGUACACUCACUCGGAGGCUGGGAACGAACUGAAUAUGGACCUCGGCGAGGAUGACCUGGAGGAGAACACGGACGCCAAUGACAAUGAGAGCGGCAGCAUCGAGGAGGAGAGGAUGCAGGUUGCGUGCAUGUGAGUGCCUGGAAGGCCCUGCCGGCGCCCGAGCUUGGGCCAGCCUGGCUCUGUCUGAACUGCCCCACACGCAGCAGCCACAGCAUCGCUCCGCUCAUGCGCCCUGGACCCACCCAUGCCCAGUUUGGGUGCCCGGCAGGGCAGAAGAAGCUGCCAGCUCCCGCCCUUCUGGACGCUUUGUGUGUUGCUCUCACGGACCUGUCGUGGACGCGCUCCCAGACAGCUGUGGGGGCUCUGAAAAGCUUUGACGCACUUUACUGCUGCACUGACCUCCCCCCCACGGGCAGGACUCUCCGCCAGCACUUUCCUUUCCAGCUGCGAUGCAGCAAACUCCGUCCAUCCACAGCACCAGCAGCUGGAGGGAGCAGGGCCCCGCGCUCAGCCUGGGUCGCCUCCUUGAGAAACUGUGGUGCCCUCGCCAUGGACUGCUGUUCAUCUCCUCCCUGGAAGAGAGCCUGUCCACUCGGAGGGGUUUGCCUAGCACCUGCCGCCCCUCCUGGACAGCGUUUGCUCUGACUUGUCUCCCUCGUGGCAUCGGCUCCCUGCACUGGCACCGGGGCAGCCCCCUAAGCAACCCCGCAACAAAGGAUGCAGCCCCCACCGGGGAAGUAGGAUGGGGUGAGGGGAAACCCUUGAGCCCCAAAUCGGGACAGGGAGAGCUUGCAGUGCCGGAUGGGGUCCUGUAGUAAAAAGAGAGUGCACCUGGCUCCGCUUCACAGAUCACUGCUGUGGAAAGCUGAACAGAAGAGCUCUUAGCGUGGUGACCAGGCAGGGGCAGCAGGCAGGCACGCACCCUCAGAGGGGGGUAGGCCAGACCCCAACCUCUCCGCUCCGGCUGGAUUCCUAGGAUCCUCAGUGGGCUGUGCAGUGCGCCCUGCAUCCAGCAUCCCUGGUCCUUCAGGUCGCCCCCUCUCGCCUGGUCUGAAGGCCGCUUGCACUCCUGUUCAGCUUCCAGCCCUGCCAGGCUCUUGAGCAGAGCCAGGAGUGCUCUCCCCUGCUCCGGGACCCGGCCCGGCUCGGCCAACCUCUCUGUCCACACGUGGGUUCAAGGGCUGCCCGUUGCAGCCCCAGGGCCUGGCUCCUUUUUUUUUUUUUUUUUUUAACCACAGAUGACUUUCAGUGCUGGCAGCUCCAGAGCCACCACGGCCAGGCCGGGGCGCACGUGUGGGGAGUGGGAGUCGGCAUUGGCCGUGCAGGCUCCAGAUUCUGUUCUUGUAUUCGGGCAAAGGGCACCCAUGCUGCGAGCACUGUGCUUGCCGCCUCUCGCCCACACCACCUCCCCUCGCUGCAUUUCUCCAUGACCAGCCGGGGGCCUCUGCACCUCUGGCCUGUCCCAGCUGCUGGGCCAGCACCCAUGAAGCUGCAGGCAGGCCUGGCGCAGCAGGAGCUCCAUCUCGCCCUGCUACCAGGGCUGGCAGACACAGGGUGGGUGGAGGAGCCUGCCGUCUGCAGGGAGGCUGGAGCUGAGUCCCGCUGGCCUCCUGCCCCAGGUGCACUUCCAGCCAGCAACCCCCCCAUGCCUUUCCAGUGUGCUGAGCUUGCCCAGCCCUGUGGGAGCAGAUCAUGCCCAGGGCCGCUGGCUGGGAAGCAGCUCCUGGUACGGCCCCAGGGCGACCUGGCAGCUGUCUCCACCCUCCCCCUGUCCUGCUCAGGGUCCUGCCACCUGCGUGCACCACCCCAUCUCCCACACCUGCGUUCCCUGUGCCUCCCCCCUCCAGCACCAGAGUGACCUCCUGCCCCACAGCCAUAGGUGCUGGGGCACGGUGUCCCCCCUCUGGGCAGGCUGGCAGGAGUGGGGGGAAGAUGUGAGCCGUCAGGUCCAAGGUCAUUUCACUGGCAGGGCCCAAGCAAAGCACCGGGGAGCCCAGGUGGGAGGGAGCGCUGUGCUGUGCCCAGAGCGGUGGGCACAGCUGCUGCCAGCGCAGGCAGGCACUGCAGGUGUGGGGCAGCAGCCCCUGCCUGCCUUGUCUGGAGCGUCGCUGCCCCAGGCUCCUGUGUUAAGCCAGGUUUUUCUUCCCCCUUGGGGUUAGUUCUGGCCCCUGUUUCCCAGGCCCUGGCACUCACCGUGGAGCAAGGGCCUGGGCAAUACUUUACAGCUAGGGUGGCCAGAAUCUGGAACCAGCUUCCCAGGGAGGUGGUCCUUGCCCCUCCCUUGGGCAAAUUCAAGAGGAGGUUGGACGAUCACCUGUCUGGGGUCUUGUGAACCCAGCAUUCAUUCCUGCCCGUGGCAGGGGGUCAGGUGAGAUGAUCUGAUCAGGUCCCUCCUGACCCUAGCUAUUAUGAAACUAGCCACAGGGCACCGGCCCAAAGGGGCUGGCCUGGCCUGGCCCGUGCUGUUGGACCCUUGCUGCUCCCAGCCCUGACCUCAGGUACCCACCGGCUGGCAGCGAGGGCCCUCUCCAUCCCCCUGCUCCAGCGAGCGCCAAGGGCUGCAUCCCCCGUGCCUGCUGUGCCAGGCUCUACGUGAGGGCAGGGCAGCUGGUCCCAGGCUCCGCGGCAGGAGAGGCGAUGCCUGGCUCGGGCAGGUGUGGUUCCUGUCUCACCGCCCUGCAGCUGUGGGCCACUGCCACCACGAGCAGGCGGCAGGGUGCUGGGCUGGCCAAACCCCCCGUUAUCCCCUGGGCAAGGGGGCCUGGCUGGCAACCCGCACGGCCGGCCCCUGCCUCGGGCCUGGCACCUGCAGUCCCCUUGCAGCCGCUUGCCUCUGCUCCCAGCUGCAGAGCAAGGGGGCACCGGUGGCGGCAGCACUAGGGCGCAGCCCCCUCCAGCCCUGCCCCGGUGCUGCCCCUCCACUGCAGCGCUGUGCCUGGCUUCCCCGGUUCGCCUCCCGCCGUCCCCGUGUGACUUGGCUGCAGCGCGACGUUUCAUUGCGCCAAUAAAGGUUUUCUGUGAUUAA
This is a messenger RNA of Alligator mississippiensis (American alligator), 3964 nucleotides long. It is a transcript of the gene MAF1, whose product is annotated as MAF1 homolog, negative regulator of RNA polymerase III. The transcript has 8 exons. The coding region runs from base 311 to 1072 and encodes 253 amino acids. Lineage: Eukaryota; Metazoa; Chordata; Crocodylia; Alligatoridae. Gene Ontology annotation, molecular function: RNA polymerase III core binding. Gene Ontology annotation, biological process: negative regulation of transcription by RNA polymerase III. The record is from RefSeq and is a predicted model, not a curated record. Gene Ontology annotation, cellular component: nucleus.